AACUCCAUUUAGAAUACUGAUUGCCCAGUCCUUUAAGUGAGAUCUUGGGAAAAAAGAAACAGACGAUAAGCAACAUUUGGGGCAGGCAGAUCGUCUUCCUUCAAGCACAGACUGACACCAAUUGCUGGAAGUUGCCCUUGGCUCUUUUUAAGUCCACAUUCAUAUCAGUCUUACAUGUGCUGGCCGUUGAGAAAAUGGUUACUGACUGAGUGAUCUCCAUAUAGCACGAAUCUACUGCACCAACAAAAGCCGACUCGGUGUGUGUGGUUGGAUUCUGUUUUUCCUUUCCUUUCUACUGAUGCUCAUUACCUUCCCGAUCUCAAUAUGGAUGUGCCUGAAGAUCAUUAAGGAGUACGAGCGUGCUGUCGUCUUCAGGCUGGGACGCAUCCAAGCUGAUAAAGCCAAGGGACCAGGUUUGAUCCUGGUCCUGCCUUGCAUUGACGUGUUUGUCAAAGUGGAUCUUCGAACGGUUACUUGCAACAUUCCUCCACAAGAGAUCCUCACGAGAGACUCUGUGACCACCCAAGUGGAUGGAGUCGUCUAUUACAGAAUCUACAGUGCUGUCUCAGCCGUGGCCAAUGUGAAUGAUGUUCACCAGGCCACGUUUCUGCUGGCUCAGACCACUCUGAGAAAUGUCUUAGGGACACAGACCUUGUCCCAGAUCUUGUCUGGACGAGAAGAGAUUGCGCAUAGCAUCCAGACCCUGCUUGAUGAUGCCACUGAGCUGUGGGGAAUCCGAGUGGCUCGGGUGGAAAUCAAAGAUGUCCGGAUUCCUGUGCAACUACAGAGGUCCAUGGCGGCUGAGGCUGAGGCUACCCGGGAAGCCAGAGCCAAGGUCCUUGCAGCAGAGGGAGAAAUGAACGCUUCUAAGUCUCUGAAGUCGGCUUCCAUGGUGCUGGCCGAGUCCCCCAUCGCCCUUCAGCUGCGGUACCUGCAGACCUUAACAACAGUGGCCACGGAGAAGAAUUCCACCAUUGUGUUUCCCCUGCCUAUGAACAUACUCGAGGGCAUUGGUGGCAUCAGCUAUGACAACAAUAAGAAGGUCACUGCUAAAGCCUGAGGCCUUCCAAGUAACUGCUUGUUGCUUAGAAGAGCCUUUCUGUACCAUGGAGAAAUCAGCCAUUAGACACACACACACACACACACACACACACACACACACACACACGCAUGCAUCAUACAAGCUACAGUAACUCCACAGCUAGCAGAAUUCCCAGAGAGAGACAUAGAAGCUACACAAACAAAAACAAAAUUGAGAGCCAUGCACUACAUUUAUUUAAAAAGGCAUAAGCAAUAUCUCAUAUUCAUAUGUAAUUAGUUAAUCGUUGUUCCUGGCUGUCAGCAGACUCUGUCAGGAGGAGCGGAGACUCUAGGUGACUGAGAUAAGAACUUUAGAGUUUAAGCUUCAUUGGAGAAGGACCCUAGGUCAUUUGUAAAGGAAAGCAGAUUCUGCAUUUAUGCUAUGCAUUUGAUUCACUGGUCCAAUAAAAUGACUUGCUCUAGUUCAAGUAAGAAAAUGACACAAGGCUGAAAAUUAGGACCGAUUUGGAUAUACAAAAUAAGAACAGCCGUAGCAAAACAGCAACAUAGGGCAAAGGGGCCAAGCUCAGGCCCAGCUCUCUUGACACCCUGGAUGGCUCAUUCUCAGCAUCCUCACACAUUUGUCAGGGCCAGAGGCACAGCAAGGCAGAAGACCACAGGGUAAUUUGCUUACGAGUAAGACCUUCGAAGCCACUGGGGAGGUGGGUCUGUGAAUUGCAUGUUUCCACUCUGAAAAUCCCAAGAGCCAUAGUGAUUAAGAGCUGUUUGUAAUCUUUCCCCAGCUCAAACAACUUGUUGCAAAUAAAAAAAA
Molecule: messenger RNA, 1852 nt
Organism: Mastomys coucha (southern multimammate mouse)
Lineage: Eukaryota; Metazoa; Chordata; Mammalia; Rodentia; Muridae
Gene: Stoml3
Product: stomatin like 3
Exons: 7
Coding region: 299-1060 (253 amino acids)
Cellular component (GO): plasma membrane
Source: RefSeq, a predicted model, not a curated record